Molecule: messenger RNA, 2048 nt
Organism: Drosophila kikkawai
Lineage: Eukaryota; Metazoa; Arthropoda; Insecta; Diptera; Drosophilidae
Source: RefSeq, a predicted model, not a curated record
ACAAAUAUAUUAUAUAUUCCAACAAGGAGCUUGUCUCAAAUUACUCUCAGCUAGUUUUGUUUUUGAAAAGUAUCAAAAAUUCAGCAAGAAUGUUUUCGGCGACGACGCCCUCCAAGCCGCAGGCGCCGAAGUGCGAGUGCCACAAGCCGGGGCAGCCGGACUGCAUGGAGAUGAACGAGAAGAUGCAAGCCGAGUACCGUCAGAUGGACAUCGAGGAUGUCACGGACAGCGUCAUGAAGGUGAUGCGCAUCUGCGGCCUCAAGCCCUUGGAGGUCAAGCUUGCCGCCGGCGUCAUUAGGAGGUCCUUCAUGUACUUUGAGGAAAUUGUGGAAAGGAUUGACCGUGUGCCCCGCAAACGCUUCGGCAAAGAGAGCUUCCUCCACGGACUGGCCCACGUGGCGCAGAUGUCGCGCAUGGAUGCCCAAAUGGCCUACGCGAUCGUGAAGCGGGCCUUCAAGGCCUUCUAUUACGGCACGGGCGUGGAGGGGCGGCGCUUCGCCUGCCUGCAGUCGAAACUGCAUCAUGGAGAGGAGUGCAUGUGGCGUCACGCUGCCCGUCGUACGGCUGAGAUUCACGCUGUGCUGAUCGGACUGAUGGACUCCGAGAAGCGGCUGUUCGAGGAGCGGAUUGAGUGCGUCUACAAAACUCUCGUCGAUGUCUUGAGGACGCGCAUCUUCUGGGAGAACGACUUGGUCUGCAGCUGCGGCCAUCCGUCGGCGACACCUUCACGGGCCGUGUUGGGGAAGGCCACCUCGCAGGCCGACUCCUUCUACAGCGCCGAGGUGGAGAUACUCUACCACAAGGAGAACAGGAUCGUGAGCAGCGCUCCCUCGGGGACCUCCGUACGGAUAGCUCCUCCGACAGCUAACCAAUCAGCGGUGAGCUCCGUUUCCUCGCGGCACAAUCAUGGCCUGAAAAAGGGCAACCAAACGCUGUCCAACAAGCAGACUCCAGUGGUGACGAGUCCCCUCAGCUUUUUCGACGCGCCGCGGUGCAACUGCCCCAAGCUCCGCUGCUGGCAGGAGAACGGCGAGUCACGGGAGUCCCCGGAGAUCACGGCAGAGUGCAGCCAGGGCCCGUUCAUCUGCCGCUGGCUGGCCUGCGAAGGUGAGGAGGAACAGUUCCACGAGCACUGCGUUCCUUAUCCGCCCAUGGAGGACUUGUGUCCACCGUGUCCCACGGAUGAUCUGCCCUGCGAUUCUGAGUGCACCUGCACCUGCGAGGUGUGCACAUGUCGCCCGGUCUUCGACGACGCCUUCGAGGAGGAGCACCUGGGCGAGAAGCUGUCGAAGAGCGGACUCGAGGACCACGACACGGACUUCUGCUGGGUGGGACCCUUCCGGGGCAGCAGUCGCGAAAGGAUAGCUCGGCAGCGGGCCAGGGAUGAGCUGCUCAGGGCGUUGGAUGAGGUUGAGGAGGAGGAGGAAGAAGAGUGCCGCUGCACGUGUGAAAUAAAACAGCGGGCAUACCCCCAUCUCUUCACCUACCUGAUGGACUUCAAGGACAAGCAGCUGGUCCAGGAGGAGCCCCAGCCGGAGCCGGAGCCAAAGGUGGAAGAGUCGGAGAGCGAGGACCUGCUCUCCAAGCCGCCGCCCUACGGCAUCUCUCAGGCCACCUACCGCUGCUGGGUAAAACCUAAAUCCUCGGAAAGCGAGUCACGAGAGUCAGAUGAGGCAAAAAAGCCUCCUCUAGUGUGGGUGCUGGCAGGCAAACCCAAGGCCAAGCCCGAGGUCCAGAUCACCAUUAAGACAAAGCAUGCAGAAAAUACCGGGGCUGCCCCGGUAGCUGCGCCUCUUCCCAAGGCUCCUGUUCUGCCCAGCAAGCCCACUCCCACACCGGCGCCCGCCAAGCCACCUCUGGCCCCCCAAAAGCCGGAGGAAAAAGAUGAUAAGCUGACCAAGGAGGACAUCCUCGAAAUCAUUGGCAUGAGGUUUAAGCAGAAGAAGUAACUAAAUUGCAAGUACUUUCCAGAGAGCUGAGAAUGUUUAAGUAGAAAUUGGAUAUAUUGUUGUAUUUUAUGUGAUUAAAUAAACUUGAAAAUGGCCUAA